AUGUUUCAUUUCUUUCUCUCUACAGAUAUGUUUCGCGAACAUUCAAGUAUUUUUCAUUCGUUUACGCGUAUCCUUAAGGCCGUGCAUGUCAAUAACAUCCAUAUUUACACUUGUCUACUGAAACAUAUUCGUCUCUCUUUUCUCAUAGAAAAAGAGAUAUGUCUCUCUUUAUACUUUUGCAAAGAAAACAUUUUAUCUCUCUUUCCCAUAGAGAAACCGAUGUGUCUCUCUAAACUCGUAAAAACCGAUGUUUCUCUCUUCACUCGUGUAAUGAAACAUCGUUAUCUCUCUUUUCUCAUAGAGAAAUAUGUCUCUCUUUAUAAUUCUGUAAACAUUUUAUCUCUCUUUCCCAUAGAGAAACCGAUGUGUCUCUCUAAACUCGUAAAAACCGAUGUUUCUCUCUUCACUCGUGUAAGAAAGCAUCGUUAUCUCUCUUUUCUCAUGGAGAAAGAGGUAUGUCUCUCUUUAUACUUUUGUAAAGAAAACAGUUUAUCUCUCUUUCCCAUAGAAAAAUCGAUGUUAUCUCUCUACACUCGUUUAAGGAAACAUCGUUAUCUCUCUUUUCUCACAGAGAAAGAGAUAUGUCUCUCUUUAUACUUUUGUAAAGAAAACAGUACCUCUCUCUUUCCCAUAGAGAGACCGAUGUGCCUCUCUACACUCGUAUUAACAUAUAUGUCUCUCUUUCCCAUAGUGGAAGGAGGCAGGUUUAUUUCUGUUUUCCCAUACAGAAACAGAUGUGUCUCUCCUUCUGAUUGUAGAGAGAAACCGAUAUGUCUUUUUUUUUCAAUUUAUGUAAGUAUACAUGUUUAUGCCUCUUCUCCCAUAGUGAAACAGAUAUGUAUCUCUUUCCAUUUGAGCAAGGGAACAUGUUUAUCUAUGCCUUCCGUUAGAAAAACAGAUAUGUCUCCCUCUCUAGUUAUCCUCUAUCUCUGUCUUCACAUAGAGAAACAUAUAUGUCUCUCUCUAUGUCUGUCUUUACUCUUGUUUACGGAAACAUCUUUAUCUCUCUUUUCCCAUAGAGAAACCGAUAUUUAUUUCAUUUUUGCCAUAGAGAAACCAAAAAACAUAUAUGUCUCUCUUUCUGAUUGUAAGGAAACUUUAUCUCUGUCUUCCGAUAGAAAAACCGAUAUGCCUCUCUCUCUCUCCAGCUGUGUAAGGAGACAUCUUUAUAUUUCCUUUCCCGUAGAGAUACCGAUAUGUCUCUCUUUCUAA
Acanthosepion pharaonis is the source of this 1212-nucleotide messenger RNA. The record is from the annotation of a GenBank genome assembly. Lineage: Eukaryota; Metazoa; Mollusca; Cephalopoda; Sepiida; Sepiidae.